UGACAUUUUCUUUCCAAUCAUUUUCAGUGGAUUCAUACAAAAGAACUUAUAAACUUUUCGCUAAAGUUAAAAGUGCAUAUUUAAUAUUUUGUGCAGCAGUUUAUUACAUUUUUCUACACGCAUUACGCGUGUUACAUAAAUGAUAUCCAUUAGAAAUUGUAUCCUUAGUCAAUCGUCAGCAAUAAAAAAUUGAGUCGUGGCCGAAAUUGACAAUUAUAUGACAGACAGUCAUUCUCCUUGCUGCCGUUGUAAUUGUACUUUAUUGUUCCUUCGCUAGUUCUGUGUUUGUGGAAAAAUCGACAAGGAUCACCUGUACCUGCACCUGCAACGCGGUGCUGCAUAAAAAGCGGUUUAAUAUUAACUUUAAAUUAUUAAUUCUGUGGUCGAGACUGCUGCGAAUUUUAAAUAAUCCACAAAUACAUUGCCAACAAUAAGUUGUCAGCAUUAUUAGUGAGAGGAGUUGUUUUUAAUUAAAUAUACUACAUCCUAAUAGUACUUUAAGCAGAAAACUCAAAUGGCCGAACGUCCAAGUAAUCUUUUUGCGGCUGGAAGUAGCCGUCCGCGCAAUCCGCCAAGUGAAUUGAAUUUGGGAAGUUUUAAUGGUCGUCAACCGCCCUCAUUCUCAUCAACUUCAUCCGGUUCAGCAUCGUCCAAUUUGUCUACAUCGUCUGCCUCCAGUUCCUCUUCACACAAUUUAGUGCAACGCUUCUGUGCACCAUCAGCACCAGCACCAGCACCUGCACCUGCACCUGCAACAGUAGUGGCACCGGUAGCACCGCCAGUUGCAACAACAAACCAUCAAGAACGCACCCGUGAACGCAUAAAGCAACAAGCCUGUGGUAAGCUGCUCAUCGAUGAAGAAUGCUAUCAUUUCACAUCGGAUGACUUAACUGAUCUUGGUGAAAUUGGGCGUGGUGCUUUUGGCACUGUAAACAAGAUGAUAUUCAAAGUAGGCAAGGUAAUGGCUGUGAAACGUAUACGAUCCACUGUCGAUGAGAAAGAACAAAAACAAUUGUUAAUGGAUUUGGAAGUGGUAAUGAAUUCAAAUGAAUGCCCCUAUAUAGUGCAGUUUUAUGGUGCGCUCUUUAAAGAAGGUGAUUGUUGGAUAUGCAUGGAAUUAAUGGAUACCUCGCUGGAUAAAUUUUAUAAAUACAUUUACGAACGUAAACAGCAACGUAUACCAGAGUCGAUAUUAGCUAAAAUUACUGUGGCCACUGUGCAAGCAUUGAAUUACUUAAAAGAAGAGUUAUCGAUUAUUCAUCGUGAUGUGAAACCCAGCAACAUUUUGUUGCAUCGUCGUGGCGAUAUCAAGCUGUGUGAUUUCGGCAUUUGUGGCAAAUUAGUGGACUCGAUUGCGGAGACCAAAGAUGCUGGUUGUAGGCCAUAUAUGGCGCCUGAACGCAUUGAUCCAGAGCGUGCUAAGGGUUACGAUGUACGUAGCGAUGUAUGGUCUUUGGGUAUAACGUUGAUGGAAGUCGCAACCGGUCUGUUUCCCUAUCCGAAAUGGGAUUCAGUUUUCGAGCAGUUGUAUCAAGUUGUAAAAGGUGAUCCUCCACGCUUACAAACUUCCUACAAUGGCAUGGAGUUCUCACAAGAAUUUGUAGAUUUUGUAAAUACAUGUUUGAACAAAGAUGAGAGAGAACGUCCCAAGUACGGCCCAUUGCUGGAAAUGCCUUUUAUAUUGCGUGGCCAGCGCAGUCACACUGAUGUUGCUGUCUAUGUAACGGACAUUUUGGAGAAGAUGGUCAAAGAUGGUAUAACCGAAUUCACAACAAAUCAACCGGCUGAAAGUUAAUGGGCAUUCCCGCUUAAAUAGUAAACGCCAUUUGCCGUUUUAGCAAUGCAGAGCAGUGGAAGUGUGAAAUUUUGAUAGGCGAGUAGCGAUAGUAGCAGAAUGGUAUGCAAAUUGUGUGUGCGUGAUUAAUUGUUGCAACAGUUCCGGUUAGCUGUUGAGUUGCUAAAACAAAAUUAAAAGAUAUACAAUAAUCAAAAAAAAAAAACAAAAAAGUGCGAAAAUUCGAAACAAAAAGGUGAAAACAAAAAAAAAAAAAAAAAUAAAACAUAUUAUUUAGUGGAAAGUCAAACAUAAAAUAAUAGCGAUAAGCAAAAAACUUAGCGGUUUGCAUAAAUGUUAGUCAUAAAUAUUUUGUUGAUUAGAAUAGUAAGCAGAACGCGUUUAUUUUUUUAGCAAAACAAAAAUAAUAUUUUUGUAUGCAAUUAAGUUCAUAUUAGCACUUUUGCAUUGUUAUUGUCUUACGUUUGCUGUUCACACUUGUGUUGUAAAUGUAACGCUUUUCUAUAGUCAACAUAUUUUGCGCCUUCGAUUUGACAAAUACAAAUAAAAAAAAUUAUUAAUAAUAAUAAAUUAAAUUAAACAAAAAACUAUAAAAAAGCUAAAAGUAUUUCCAACAAAUACUUAAAUUGCAUUUUAUAUAAAAAUAUUAAUAAUCAUAUACACUAAAUAUAAAACAUAAAAAUCCAAAAAAACAACACUUACAUACAUACCCACACGCAAGCAACAAAGUAUUUUAAAUAUAAUAAAAUAAUUGUUUAAUAAUUUGGGUAGAACUCAUAAAAAAUAUUAAGAAAGCAAAACUAAAAAACAAAAUCACUGAAUAUUGUAAAAGCAAAUAACAAAUUUAACAAUUAAGUAGUAUAGCGAUAAUGAAAUGUGAGAUGUGAAAAAUGUGAAGUGCAUUGGAAGCAUACAUACAUAUAUACAUACAUAAUUAUAAAAUUACAAAAAAAAAAAAAAACAAAAAAAUAAAUAAAAUUCUACUUUAAAGUGAAAAUAUGCCGUAAAAAUUACAUAACUAAUUUAAGCCAGUGUGAAAUGUUCAAUCAUAAGCAAUAAUUGCGCGCUAUUUUUUUAAGGGCAUGCAUAAAUAUAAGAUAACGUAGAUAACCCAACAAAGCAGCAGCAAAUCAGCCAUAUAAUUACAUACUACAAGCCAAUUUAGAAACACACAGCACGUAAUAUUUCUUUUAACAUGCAAAAACAAAAAAAAAACAAAAGAAAAUCGCAAAUAGUAAAUAUAAGUUAUAGAUUUCACAUAAAAAAUAAGUUAACCUAAAAAAUUUAGUUAAAAUUAGUAGUGGCUUGAGAAUAUACAUACCAAUAAAGAUACAUACAUACAUA
Messenger RNA from Zeugodacus cucurbitae (melon fly), 3139 nucleotides. It is a transcript of the gene Mkk4, whose product is annotated as dual specificity mitogen-activated protein kinase kinase 4. Gene Ontology annotation, biological process: MAPK cascade; protein phosphorylation. Gene Ontology annotation, molecular function: JUN kinase kinase activity; ATP binding. The transcript is spliced from 6 exons. The record is from RefSeq and is a predicted model, not a curated record. NCBI's taxonomy places the organism in Eukaryota, Metazoa, Arthropoda, Insecta, Diptera, Tephritidae. Bases 515 to 1795 code for a protein of 426 amino acids.